UCUUGGUCAGGUGACAGAUGGAAAAGGUCCCCUUAGUCAAAGCAGAAUUGAGAGCGCAGGGGAUAGACUGGUGCCUGCUGUUGGGAGCACUGCUCUUACGAUCUAUCUCUAAACCACUGCUGUGCUCUGUGUUUGAAAACUUUGAGCAAAUCAACUGCCCGUCCUCUAACAUCAAAAGAUGGGAAGUGGAAUUAGUUCAGAGAGCAAGGAGUCAGCCAAAAGGUCCAAAGAACUGGAGAAGAAGCUUCAGGAAGAUGCUGAACGGGAUGCAAGAACUGUGAAGUUGCUGCUACUAGGAGCAGGUGAAUCUGGAAAAAGUACUAUUGUUAAACAAAUGAAGAUCAUCCACAAGAAUGGUUACAGUAAACAAGAAUGCAUGGAGUUUAAAGCAGUGGUUUACAGUAACACGUUGCAGUCCAUCCUGGCCAUCGUGAAAGCCAUGACUACACUAGGGAUUGAUUAUGUCAAUCCGAGAAGUAGAGAGGACCAACAACUGCUUCUCUCCAUGGCAAACACACUAGAAGAUGGUGACAUGACGCCUCAGUUGGCUGAAAUCAUUAAACGUCUGUGGGGCGAUCCAGGAAUUCAAGCCUGCUUUGAAAGGGCAUCUGAAUACCAGCUCAAUGACUCUGCAGCUUACUACCUUAAUGACUUAGAUAGACUCACAGCCCCUGGGUAUGUGCCAAAUGAACAAGACGUUCUACAUUCCCGGGUGAAAACCACUGGUAUCAUUGAAACUCAAUUCUCCUUUAAAGACUUGAACUUCAGAAUGUUUGAUGUAGGUGGCCAGAGAUCAGAGAGAAAGAAAUGGAUCCACUGCUUUGAAGGAGUGACGUGCAUUAUAUUUUGUGCAGCCCUAAGUGCCUACGACAUGGUACUUGUAGAAGAUGAAGAGGUGAACAGAAUGCAUGAAAGUCUUCACCUCUUUAACAGCAUCUGUAAUCACAAGUAUUUUGCAACCACCUCCAUUGUUCUGUUUCUUAACAAGAAAGAUCUCUUCCAGGAGAAAGUGACCAAGGUGCACCUCAGCAUCUGUUUCCCAGAAUACACUGGACCAAAUACAUUCGAAGAUGCAGGGAACUACAUCAAGAACCAGUUCCUAGACCUGAACUUAAAAAAAGAAGAUAAGGAAAUCUAUUCUCACAUGACCUGCGCUACUGACACACAAAACGUCAAAUUCGUGUUUGAUGCCGUGACAGAUAUAAUAAUAAAAGAGAACCUCAAAGACUGUGGGCUCUUCUGAGCAACCUGUUUGCUAUCACUUGUGAUGGCUGUAGUCUUUUUAAGACAUAAAAAGGUGCUGUGUAUUAGCUUGGAUAGAUAUUAACUGAUUUAGAAAUGUGACUAGCAUUAUAAAACAAAAAAUUCACACAAGAAUGUUACUGUGAUAUCACGUAUAUCUGGGUAUGGUUUUCUCGGGGAAUGGAGGGUAGAGUUGCUGAUGUUCUAAAUCUGAAAUCUGAUGUAUCUUGGUAACUGUCACAAUAUACAUUCAUGCUACUAAAGUUUUUUGGAAGUGAGCUGUAAGUGACCAAUUUUUAAUCAUAGAGUAAACCUCAGAAUGUGCUAUAACAUUGCCCCAGCUAGAUUUUGAAAGCAUUCAAAGUCAUGUCUGUACUACAGAAAUUGUACAAAAUGAUACAAGGUAUAAUUUUGGUCAUCAGCCUUUCAAUUAGGCUGCCAUAAGCACACACAGUACAUGCUUUUAUUGAUAGGAAAUUGUAUGUGUAAAAUAAAUAUAUAUAUAAUA
Messenger RNA from Rattus rattus (black rat), 1750 nucleotides. RefSeq names its product G protein subunit alpha transducin 3 (gene Gnat3). The transcript is spliced from 8 exons. The record is from RefSeq and is a predicted model, not a curated record. Bases 179 to 1243 code for a protein of 354 amino acids. NCBI's taxonomy places the organism in Eukaryota, Metazoa, Chordata, Mammalia, Rodentia, Muridae. Gene Ontology annotation, cellular component: photoreceptor inner segment; photoreceptor outer segment; heterotrimeric G-protein complex. Gene Ontology annotation, molecular function: G protein-coupled receptor binding; G-protein beta/gamma-subunit complex binding; GTP binding. Gene Ontology annotation, biological process: adenylate cyclase-modulating G protein-coupled receptor signaling pathway; sensory perception of sweet taste; detection of chemical stimulus involved in sensory perception of bitter taste.